This is a messenger RNA of Melanotaenia boesemani (Boeseman's rainbowfish), 1981 nucleotides long. It is a transcript of the gene mutyh, whose product is annotated as mutY DNA glycosylase. Gene Ontology annotation, cellular component: nucleus. Gene Ontology annotation, molecular function: oxidized purine DNA binding; adenine/guanine mispair binding; 8-oxo-7,8-dihydroguanine DNA N-glycosylase activity. The transcript is spliced from 16 exons. Bases 99 to 1682 code for a protein of 527 amino acids. The record is from RefSeq and is a predicted model, not a curated record. Lineage: Eukaryota; Metazoa; Chordata; Actinopteri; Atheriniformes; Melanotaeniidae. Gene Ontology annotation, biological process: mismatch repair; base-excision repair.
UCCGCCUUCCGGAAGUGACGUUAGACGUAAGACUCUAGUUCCCUUACAGUUGAUUGGUCAAACUGUAGCUGUACGUUCUGAACGUGGCGGGAGCUAAAAUGAGGUUCCGUUCAGCGAUGGUUAAAGGGAAAAGAGCCCGACUGGAGACGGUAAAAACAACAACACCAACGCGGAAGAGGUUAAAAGCAGCCGUGAAAGAAGAAGACUCUACAAACCCUCCCUUGUCAUCUUCAUACCACACUUUCUCUGGUCCAGCUGAUGUCCUGCAGCUUCGCUCUCAGCUCCUAAGCUGGUAUGACAAGGAAAAGAGAGAGCUGCCAUGGAGGACUUUGGCUAUGACAGAGCUAGACCUGAACAUUAGGACAUAUGGAGUGUGGGUUUCAGAAAUAAUGCUGCAGCAGACUCAAGUUGCCACAGUAAUAGACUACUACAACAAAUGGAUGAAAAGAUGGCCCACGGUGCAGCAACUUGCAGCAGCCACACUAGAGGAUGUGAACCAGAUGUGGGCGGGUCUUGGCUACUACUCCCGUGGUAGAAGGCUGCACGAAGGAGCGCAGAAGGUUGUGUCAGAGCUGAAGGGACAAAUGCCUCGGACAGUUGACAACCUGCUGAAACAUUUGCCUGGUGUGGGACGCUACACUGCUGCAGCUGUAGGCUCCAUUGCACUGGGUCAGGUUACUGGAGCGGUAGAUGGAAAUGUGAUUCGAGUGCUGUGUCGCUUGAGGGCCAUUGGAGCUGACAGCACAAGUACUGCGGUGACUGAGGCUCUUUGGAAUCUAGCCAAUAUGCUGGUGGAUCCAGUGAGACCUGGAGAUUUCAACCAGGCCAUGAUGGAACUGGGGGCACGAGUCUGCACCCCUAAAGGACCACUGUGCAGCCAGUGUCCCGUCCAAUCACACUGCCGCUCUUAUCAGAAGGUUCAUGUCAAACAAGAACAAAACUCCAAAAAGCUUUUGGGGAAGUUGGACACAAAGACUUCAGACCCGCCUGAUAUAGAAGAGUGUUUGAACAGUGGAACAUGUCUGCUGUGUCCUUCAGAACCCUGGGACAAUGAGCUGGGUGUUCAGAACUUCCCUAGAAAACCAGCGAAGAAGGCUCCCCGAGUGGAGCGAACUCUGACCUGCGUGUUGACCCGGGCAGGAGAGGAGGGAGACGACGAGUAUCUGCUCACACAAAGACCGAACAAAGGUCUGCUGGCAGGUUUGUGGGAGUUUCCGAGCGUUCUGCUGCAGGAGGAGAAGUCUGAGGUGAAACAAAAAAAGGCGCUGUGUGAGGAAAUAAGCAGAGUACUGGGAACAUGCUUCAACGAAAGCCUCCUCCAGUAUGUGGGAGAGGUGGUGCACAUCUUCUCACACAUCCACCAGACCUAUGUGGUGUACAGUGUGUGCUUGAAGGAGAGUGACAUGAAGACACAGACUGAAAACACACAGUGGCUCACCAGAUCUGCUCUGCAGGAAGCUGCUGUGUCCACAGGACUGAAAAAGAUUGUGAAGCUUUUUAAUUCUGUGACUUCUCAAAAGGAAAAAAACUCUCAGGAUGGAAAAAAGCAAAACCACCCAGGAGUAAAGAGUGAGAAGAAAUUACUGACCUCAAGAAAGACCAGAAUGUCUGCAGCUAACGGUGGAAGCAGGCAGCUUUCCCUCAGCUCCUUCUUUAAAACAGUGAAAGAAGAAUGUGGUUAAUAUUGUUUAAUUCCUGCAUGGUCCCUUAUCAUGUCUCUGUACUUGUCUGUGUCAUAGUGUCACUUCUGUAAUCCAAUUUAUUAUAUUGAGUGAUGCUAGUUUUUAAAUAUCUAUAUUUGCUUUAUAUCAGCUGUGUUUUUUUUUUCAAAAUGUAGAUUUUUUUUGUUUUAUCUUUUUUAUUAUUAACUUGUUCGUUACUGUAUGAUAUCACAUGCAAUGCAAUUGUAAGUCAAUUAACCACACCAAAUAUGUCAUAAAAUCUGUUUUUUUUUAUGUAAUAAAAAUUAUAAUAUUUUGGA